Homarus americanus (American lobster) is the source of this 1981-nucleotide messenger RNA. Its product is annotated as gamma-butyrobetaine dioxygenase-like. Gene Ontology annotation, cellular component: mitochondrion. Gene Ontology annotation, molecular function: oxidoreductase activity. The record is from RefSeq and is a predicted model, not a curated record. Gene Ontology annotation, biological process: carnitine biosynthetic process. NCBI's taxonomy places the organism in Eukaryota, Metazoa, Arthropoda, Malacostraca, Decapoda, Nephropidae. Bases 427 to 1509 code for a protein of 360 amino acids. The transcript is spliced from 10 exons.
CCUUCUGCUUGACUAAUAAGAGAAGGUAAGACAAGGAGCUCUCCGGAGACCACCAUCACUACCACAACAACAAUCAUGUCUUGCCAGCGUUAUUCUCGUCUUGUGCUCUCUGGAGCAGCAGCUAUGAGGACUGUCACCCAUCAACAGAUAUGUUGGUCGACAAGAAGAGAGAAGACUUGAAGAUGCAAGAGCCAAGAGACAACCUGUCGAUCACAGGUGAGGAGGAACUGUAAUAACUGUAACAAGCGGGGUCUGAGCCUCGUGUCCUGCGCCAGACAGCAAGUCACCAUCAAGGAGAGUCCUGUCUCAGGUGCCGCUCGCUCUCCCGCCCUCAAGGGAAUCACACCUUCAGCCAGCCACCUGGUGGCGUCUUUACCGGACCAGGAGGGCCUCAACGUCAAGUUCGGUGACGGGAGUGCCAGCCAGAUGCCGUACGUGUGGCUCCGUGACAACUGUCAAUGUUCCAAGUGUUACAAUCCCGUGGCAUUGGGGAGGAGCUUCCUCUUGGAGGACCUCGACGUCAACGUCCACGCCACCAAAGUUCAGGAAAGUGAAGACGGGGUGGAGAUAGAGUGGAGUGACGGUCACAGCAGCCAGUUCACAGCAGAGUGGCUGUAUGACCGAGCCUUUACGACCUCCGCUCGAGCACAGCAGCGUAACAGAUACGCUCUCAGCAGGGAGCCAUGGGGAGUGGAGCACAAGCCAGCAGAGUUCGACUACCAGACUCUGAUGGAGGACGAGAAGGUGCUGCUGGACUGGCUACUGACGAUGGAGACGAAGGGAUCCGCCUUAGUGAAGAACACACCAAACAGGGACGUGGCCGGACCUGACCUUAUCAACAACAUCUCCUUCGUCAAGCAGUCCCACUACGGACCUCACUCACCAGUCAUCAACAGAGAAAACACCAACAACGUCGCCUUCACCAACGUUAAGCUGGGCAUGCACAACGACCUAGCCCAGUAUGAGCAAAUGGCCGGGAUCAUCUUCAUCCAGUGCGUGAUGCAGCACCAGGGGAAGGGAGGUGAGAGCGUCAUCAGCGAUGGUCUCUUAGCCGCCGAGUGCCUGAGGAGGGACCACCCAGAGGCCUUCCAGGUGUUGACCACCACCGACGCCUACUUCUGGGACAAGGGCCACGCUAACUUCCCCUGGGAGAUGGAGAGCUUCUUUAAGAUAUCCAAGAGGCCGAUAAUAACGCUAAACAACGACAACGAAGUCGUGUGUGUGGCAAUGAACAACGGCGUCCGUCAAUCAUACCUCGACCUUCCCUCCCACAAGGUCAAGAAAUUCUACGCUGCCCUGAAGCUCUUCAACGACAUCCUCUACGACAAUGCCAUCAGGUUCAAGAUGGAGGCGGGUGACAUGAUGACGCUGGACAACAUACGCUGCCUACAUGGUCGUGAGGGCUAUGAGGACUUCAGUCCGCGACACAUUGAGUCUUCCUACCUGGACUGGGACGAGGCUCGCUGCCGCCGACGUCGCCUUCAGGAGAAACUUGAACUCUUCGUGUAAAACAAAGCCUCUUGCUGUUGAUCAUCAUUCGUAUCACUAAAAUUCAUCGUUGAUGUGAACUGAAGGAAAACGAGAAAAUUUUACGGUUUUGGGAGAAGUUUGAACCCAAGGACGUGUUGCAUUUUAAGAACUUCGUAGAAUUCUUCUUGUUAUGCCUACCAGGUCAGUAUCGCCAUAAAGACCUCUGGUGCAGCUCUUAUCAUGUAAGUUUCGCCUCUAUACUGAUACACAAGUAGUCUUAAAGGCGUCACAUCAACUGUAUUCUUUGUAUUUCAAAUAUCUGAUUUAUAAGUCAGAAUAUUACUGAAAUAUUUACUCUUUAAUAAUCUCCGAGUUUGAUCUUUGAAACAAAUAAUAUAAGCAAUACCUUAUCGCUGUAUUAACAAGAUGUUGUAUUAAUGAAUAUUUAUUGUGUGAUGAAUAGAUCUCUUAUGGUUUGCCAUAUUAUAUAUUUGUCUUAUAGGAAAAUGUA